AUGGAAUCUCAAAAAGAAACAGAGAAAGAGGAAAUAGAGGAAGCACAAGAAGAAGAACAAGCACUAGUGCUGAAUACUACAAAAGUGGUGGAGUAUUUGGAGCCAUUAAUGUCUCUUGAGCUUCUCUGCAAGUUCCCAGAUAAUUCUGCUUAUGACUUUGACUACUCUCAGAGCACAAUUUGGUCCCCUUUGGUUCCAAGACCCUACAGUCCCAUGGAUUUGGAUCUCAUAACUCCAAGUAAGCUUUCCUAUGACAUGGGUUUGGAGUUGUUGGGAGCAAGAAACAGUGUCAAGAAGAUGGGUUCUAAGUUUAGGAAGAAGCUCACUGCCACUACCUUCAAUCUUAACCUAGAUUUCAUCAAGAAACAGAACAAGAACAAGAAGAUGGCUUCUGAUAUCUCCCCAACACCUCCAAGAAUUAAGGGUACAUGUAACCCCAUCAUCAAAAAGCAAUGGGCCAGGGCACUGAAAGCGGCCUCAAAACAGUUUAAGAGAUGGAAGGCGAAGAGAGACCCCAUUGGCCACGUGAUGCUACCCAAAUCUUUCAAAGAUGGAGAUUUUUAA
This is a messenger RNA of Gastrolobium bilobum, 564 nucleotides long. RefSeq lists its product as uncharacterized. The record is from RefSeq and is a predicted model, not a curated record. Lineage: Eukaryota; Viridiplantae; Streptophyta; Magnoliopsida; Fabales; Fabaceae. Bases 1 to 564 code for a protein of 187 amino acids. The transcript has 2 exons.